UCGCUGACAUUAUAUACGUAUCUUGAAAAGCGUUAAGAAUACAAUAACGAGCCGAGUAGCAUUUAGAUACUCCACCGUACUCCCGGAAUACCUCUCAGUCCGUUCUCCAACCGGAAAUACAAAAGCUGAAAAGAUUCUGGCGUUGCUCCAACAUCGUCCGAACCGAUGUGGCUCUCUGAUUCUGUUUGCGGAACAGGCAAAUGGUGCAGUGGGCAGACAAAAGUUUUCGGCGAUUAUUCCUUUAGCACAUCUCGUACGGACCGUUGAUUUUCGUAGGCAAGAACGCUGUGAUUUGAGGUAGAAAACCGGCAAAAGGAAGUGUGUCACAAAAUGAGAAAUCCGUAUAUAUCCCCACAGAGUAUAAAGGAGGCGAUGUAAACGUUGUGGAGAAAGUACAUGUUGAAUAUGCAAACAAAAUUAUAUUAUAUAUAAAUGACUGCGUGUUAUGAAUCUCCAGAGGUGAUCAUUGUCUUGAGCAAGGAAGAGAUUCAUAAAAGAUAUCAAGAUACCGCGAUGAUUAUAUUUAAAGAGCAACAAAGUAAAAAGAAAGAAAUUGUGAGCUACCUUAGUUUUGGAAACAGUCGCAGAACAAUGGAAUAUAGUAACAACGGAAAUCACCCCGUUAUCAUACGUAAAUCAGAGUCUACGAUUAUGCAGAAUUCUCAUUUAUCCUCGCGAACGUCGAUAGAAUAUCACAAACUAGAUGAAAGAUGCGCGAUAACUUAACGAGUAAAG
Molecule: messenger RNA, 735 nt
Organism: Mycetomoellerius zeteki
Lineage: Eukaryota; Metazoa; Arthropoda; Insecta; Hymenoptera; Formicidae
Exons: 3
Coding region: 433-726 (97 amino acids)
Source: RefSeq, a predicted model, not a curated record